Molecule: messenger RNA, 1460 nt
Organism: Aspergillus wentii DTO 134E9
Lineage: Eukaryota; Fungi; Ascomycota; Eurotiomycetes; Eurotiales; Aspergillaceae
Product: Zn(2+) transporter YKE4
Exons: 4
Coding region: 35-1309 (424 amino acids)
Biological process (GO): zinc ion transmembrane transport; intracellular zinc ion homeostasis
Cellular component (GO): membrane
Molecular function (GO): zinc ion transmembrane transporter activity
Source: RefSeq, a predicted model, not a curated record
CGUUGUUUCUCGUCCUGCUUGCAUGCUUGCUGCAAUGGCGUUGAUAUUCUUCCCUGCGUCGCGCAGGACUGCGCUGGCCCUUAUUCUUGGCCUUGUUCUUUUCUCUAUUCUAGCAGCUGCAAACAUUGUCAGCUCUGAUAGCUCUAGCGACAUCCCCGUCAGCGAACUGUCUGUACACCAGAUCGAGGAACAACUGCAGAAAUGCCCUCUUGUGGAAUCUCUCAAUGAGCAUAAGCGUGCUACCAGCCCCCAAACUGCCAGCCUGACCUCUAGAAUUUUCGCAAUUCUGUUCCCUGGAAGUCCUGCAGUGAACGCAAUUUUGGCCACUGUGUAUAUCUCGGGGCCUCCUAACUUCCUCUUGGCAUUAUGCCCUCCCAACAUCGAUCCAUCGUCCCUGUCCGUCAUGGUGGCUUUUGCCGUCGGUGGACUUCUGGGUGAUACCUUGUUCCAUCUUUUACCCGAAAUCUUCCUUGGGGAGGAUUCCCCGGAGCAUGUGAGCUUUGUCAUGGUCGAGCCCAACAGGAACCUUCUUUUGGGUCUUGGUAUUAUGGUAGGCUUUUUCACUUUCGUGGCCAUGGACAAAACCCUGCGUAUUGCUACAGGCGGCGAAGGAGGCCAUGAUCAUUCCCAUGGGAACCAUGCACACGCGGAUUCAGGAGACCACGCCGUGACAACCGGUUCGGAGUCCAAGAACACGAACGGCAGCGAAUUGAAGCAGCGCAAGUCCGCGGCCGACUCGCAGGAAGAAUCUGCUUCUGAACCCAAGAACGAAAAGGAGAUCAACCCCAGUGUCAAGCUGGGCGGUUACCUCAACCUCAUCGCAGACUUCACUCACAACAUUACUGAUGGCCUCGCCAUGUCGUCUUCCUUUUACGCCUCCCCCACCAUCGGCGCAACCACCACCGUUGCUGUCUUUUUCCAUGAAAUCCCCCACGAAGUCGGCGACUUUGCCCUCUUGAUCCAAUCCGGCUUCUCAAAGCGCAAGGCAAUGGGUGCACAGUUCGUCACCGCCAUCGGCGCUUUCCUGGGUACCCUCAUCGGCAUUGCCGUGCAGGAACUCGGUGGAUCCGGUAGUAAGGACUCCCUUGCCAAGGAUUCACCAGCUGGUCUGAUGGGUACAAGUCUGACUUGGGGUGAUAUGCUGCUUCCCUUCACCGCGGGAACGUUCCUGUAUGUCGGGACAGUCUCGGUGAUUCCGGAGCUGCUGGAAACCGGCAAGGAUAAGAAGGCUGAGAUUAAGCAUACCAUCAUUCAGUUUCUGGCCGUGGCCGUGGGCGCGGGUAUCAUGCUUGCAAUCUCCUGGGAUUAAAUAUAUCCUGACUUGGAAUAUGACCUGACAUCUCCGUAUAUAUGUAGCCUGGAAAAGUGUUUGAAGAGCAUUUAAUUGAGUUGAAAAAAAGAUUGAAACUCAUAUUAAUAGUUUCUAAUAUCAGAAUGUACUCCAAACGAUCUCCAACGUA